CUUGUUGGUCCUCAGUGGCCAAUCAGAAUCCAGGGUGUCUCUCUCUGACACAGCUGAUCGAUGAGUCAGGAGCUUCAGAGAAAAAGGUUCCACUUGUUGCUGAGCAGCAGAGAACAGCUGAUCACUGUCAGAGAACAAGAGAACCAACCAGAGAAGAUCAGAACCAGAGAAGAACAUCUGAACCAGAGAACCUCCUCAGAACCAGAGGACAACAGAACCAGAGAACCUCCUCAGAACCAGAGAUCUUCAGAGCCAGAGAACAUCAGAACCAAAGAACCUCCUCAGAACCGGGGAACAGAAUCAGAUUCGUCUUCACGUCCCGGAGUUUUCCCGCAUCGACUCGUCUCCGGAGCUCCGGAGCAGCAGCCGCCGCCGCCGCCUGGUUCCCGGUGUCAGGAAGUCUGGUUUGAUGUCGGCGUCAGUUCUGCGUCCAUGUCUGUGUGGACGUGUCAGUCUGGUCUGUGGACUCCUCCUCCUCCUCUUGGCCUCGUCACCGCUCCUCGCUGCAGGCAGACUGAGUAACUGCACCCACCCGCUGGUGCCUGAACAUGGAGGUUUCCGCUGCGACCCGUCUCCGUGCCGAGGUUUCCCUCAGAAGAGCUCCAUCCAUUUCUUCUGUGAGCCCGGCUACCACCUCACCAAGACCCGCGUCUCCAGGUGUCGCCAGGGGAGGUGGCAGCCUCCGGUACCUGCCUGCAUCCCCAUCAAGGAGAGUCCUCACAUGAACCCUGAUGACGCAUCCAACGACUCGAUGCCCAGCAUGGCCACGACGGCGGUGGGCGUGUCCAUCUUCCUGCUCACCACGACGGCCUGCCUGGUCGUCAAGUCCCGGCUCUACCCCUGUCAGUCUCACAGCCGUCGUUCCUCGGACCAGCUGGACCUGAUGGUGGACGGACUUCCUGUCUCCCUCCCCUCCUACGAGGAGGCGGUGUACGGAAGCUGGGGCCAGCGCCUCCCCGCCUGCUCCGCACCUGGACCCACCCAGCUCCUAUUGGCCCAGGAGGCUCUGGGCCACCCCCAGUCGGACGGCAGUCACCGCCCCCUGCUCUCCUCCCACAGCCCCGACAACCCCCCACCCCCUUACGAAGCGGUCCAAUCACUAUGUCCCGCAGGCAGGAUGAGUGAGGGGGAGGGUCUGCAGCUUCAUGUCCCUCUGUCAGAUGACAAGGACACUUGAUUGACAGGCUGUCGGCUUCACAUGUGACUGAAUUCCUCCCACGUGGACUGUCGGCUGUGAGAUGAUGAUUUUGAUUGACAGCGACCUGCUGCAGUGUUUCCUCUGCAGAUCACAAACUGAGAACUGACUCCUGAUUGGCUGCAGCUCACCAGCAUCCCACGCUACUUUAGACCAAGCUGAUAAGCUCUGAUUGGCCAGUCGUCACAGAGACCUAACUGAAGAGGACUGUAUAGUGUUGAUUGUACGAAGUGUGUGUGUGUGUGUGUGUGUGUGUGUGUGUGUGUGUGUGUGUGUGUGUGUGUGUGUGUGUGUGUGUGUGUGUGUGUGUGUGUGUGUGUGUGUGUGUGUGUGUGUGUGUGUGUGUGUGUGUGUGUGUGUGUGUGUGUGUGUGUUUUCAGUGUUGUUCUGGAGACGUUGUCCAUCCUUCCCCUCAGUGACGGGGCCGAUCCAGGUUUCCUUCAUGAAGUCAUGUGGUACAGGAACCUGUAGAGUUUCCAUGGAAACCGAGUCUUCUCCAUCUCUCACUGAGACGUUUCUCUGUGCAGCAGCGAUCUGACACCAGCGUGGUGCACGGACACUCUGUGAGACAUGGUGUCGUGAAACAACAGCCUGUUGGGAUGUGGGUUUUUAAAUCAACAUCAAAUUUUUAUGUAAAGCAGAUUUCUUAGGGACUUGAAACCAAACAACAGUGUUCUUAUCAAAUCAAUUAUCCACAUGAGAUUUACUUUAAAAACAAAACAGCCCAGAUUGUGACCAAAUCAACGUGGAACCGACUCGUCAGUGAUCAGACUCUGGUUCCCUGGUUCCCUGGUUCUCUGGUUCUCUGGUUCUCUGGUUCCCUGGUUUCCUGGUUUCCUGAUUCUCUGGUUCCCUGGUUCUAUGGUUCCCUGGUACUAUGGUUCCCUGGUUCCCUGAUUCUCUGGUUCUAUGGUUCCCUGGUUUCCUGGUUCUCUGAUUCCCUGGUUCUCUGGUUCCCUGGUUCUCUGGUUCUAUGGUUCCCUGAUUCUUCCUGGUUCUCUGAUUCCCUGAUUCCCUGGUUCUAUGGUUCCAUGGUUCCCUGGUUCUCUGGUUCCCUGGUUCCCUGGUUCCCUGGUUCUCUCUGUGACUCCUGCAGAGCGACCGACGCCUUCUUAGACCCUGAAUGUAUUUAAAGUUUCAUUCUGUGAUAAAACAAGAAUCUUAACUAUAAUAUGAAUUGUAAUAUUUACAACAUGAUUAUUUGUACAAUGUGCACAGAAUGACAUGAUGAAUAAAUGUGGACAUGUUA
This is a messenger RNA of Hippoglossus stenolepis (Pacific halibut), 2444 nucleotides long. RefSeq lists its product as uncharacterized. The coding region runs from base 410 to 1177 and encodes 255 amino acids. Lineage: Eukaryota; Metazoa; Chordata; Actinopteri; Pleuronectiformes; Pleuronectidae. The transcript is spliced from 5 exons. The record is from RefSeq and is a predicted model, not a curated record.